Molecule: messenger RNA, 783 nt
Organism: Ascochyta rabiei
Lineage: Eukaryota; Fungi; Ascomycota; Dothideomycetes; Pleosporales; Didymellaceae
Product: Proteasome endopeptidase complex
Exons: 3
Coding region: 1-783 (260 amino acids)
Cellular component (GO): proteasome core complex
Source: RefSeq, a predicted model, not a curated record
AUGAACCACCUUCCGCAAGCCUGGGGCCGUCCUAGAGACGAUGUCUACGGCGCGUAUGACCACUCACACUUCCAGUCGAUGGGUCCGACCCAGCACUCGCAGCAACCCAUCGUUACGGGUACUUCGGUGCUAGCGGCAAAGUUCAAGGACGGCGUGGUCAUUGCGGCGGACAAUUUGGCCUCGUAUGGAUCACUCGCCCGCUUCACCGAUGUCAAGCGACUACGGAAGUUCAACGAUGAGGUAGUUGUAGGCUUCGGCGGUGACGUCUCGGACAUGCAGUACCUCGAUCGCCUCCUCAACUCUCUCGAUAUCCGCGAGAACUACUCGUCGACAGAUGACUCUCUCAACGCCAAGAACCUCCACACAUAUCUCGCCAAAGUCAUGUACAACCGCCGAUCGAAGUUCGACCCACUGUGGAACCAUCUUUUGAUCGCUGGCCUGGAUGGCGAGGGCAAGCCUUUCCUUGCGAGUGCAGAUCUGCUUGGCACCACAUUCUCCUCCCCGUCGAUUGCCACAGGGUUCGGAGCGCAUCUUGCACAGCCCAUCAUGCGGACAAUAUUGCCUGACGAGGCAUCCGUACAGAACGUCACCAAGGAGCAAGCGGUAGAAAAGGUCAAGGAGUGCAUGAAGGUCCUCUUCUACAGGGAUGCCAGGAGUAUGGACAGGUACUCUAUCGCCGUCAUCACCAAGGACGGUGUUGACCUGAACGAGGACGUCAAGCUGGAGAACCAGAGCUGGGCUUUUGCCGAGAGGAUCAGGGGAUAUGGCACGCAGACGGCGUAA